AUGCUGUACAUGGUGCAUGCACGCACGGAGAACGAAGCGGGGUUUGCAGCUUUGCAAAAGGUUACUUUUCCUUGGCUACAUGCAAACACCGAGAUACAACAAAUUACUCUGGAAACAACGUACAAUGAUGAUCUUCAUUCCGUCAUUUGUAUUUGUUUUGUUGCUCGAUUACGAAGAAUCAAUAUGCAGGACUCUAAUGCACCUAAGCUAAUCCAUAUCGAAACAAAAAGGAAUCUCCAGAGAGUGAAAGACACCGCCGUUAUACAUUUGAGGAAGAAAACACGCAAGCUUGUUGUUUAUAAACGCUUGCCUUGUCUGAUAGUGACGAUGCCGGGACGUACUUACCUCUUCAUAACAUGGGGUGUUGUGUAA
Peronospora belbahrii is the source of this 372-nucleotide messenger RNA. Lineage: Eukaryota; Oomycota; Peronosporomycetes; Peronosporales; Peronosporaceae. The record is from the annotation of a GenBank genome assembly.